UGACUGAAACAAAAUGAAAUGCUGUGCAGGGCUGAGGGCUGGCUAGCGUCCUCCCGUCAGCACAGGGCCGCUUAACUCAGCCUGGGAGGUGAAAUAACGGCGGACAGCCUUUACAGGAUGGUGGUAAAUGUGCUGCACGCUGUUUGUGCUAACGCGGGGGGUGAAAUUUGUAGUUAAAGGUGUUUUCAGUGUGUGGACAGGCCUCUGUUUACAGCUAACCAGCUAGCCUAGCUAACCCGGGUUACUUAGUUACCCAGCUCGCGCGCCUUCCUCCUCUUCCCUGAACAGCAGUCAGUGAAACACAGCGGGCUUAAUGAGGAAUUAUUACAGCAGCCUCUGCUGUUAAACAUGUAAAAUAUCCUGUUGGGAAGCACAGCUCAGAGCCUGAGUGCAGAAACUGGCGGACCUGAGGAGGGAAGCCUGUAUUCAUGCCGUUUAAUAAAGGGAACAGCUUCAUCUUCUGCAGUGGUUUGACAGGAUGAACGGGACACAGCAAAAUGAUGUGAAAAGACAACACUUGCUAGAGAGACUGCUGGAUGCAGUUAAACAGUGCCAAAUCCGCUUUGGUGGAAGAAAGGAGAUUGCUUCAGACUCUGAUAGCAGAGUCAUAUGCCUGUGUGCCCAGUUUGAGGCAGUGUUUCAGCAUGGCCUGAGGAAGAGCCGGGGCCUGGCUCUCACCGCUGCCGCCAUAAAGCAGGCUGCGGGUUUCACCAGCAAAGCAGAAGCAGAAUUGACCUUCUGGUUCUUCGUGAAGGAGCACCUGAACCGGCAUGAACUGCAGCGUUUCUACUCUCUGAGGAACAUCUGGUCUGAGCUGGGUCGCGGCCGGGCCUGGCUCCGCUGUGCCCUCAAUGAACACUCCCUUGAGCGCUAUCUCCACAUGCUGCUGGCUGACCGCACCCGUCUCAGUGCCUUGUAUGAAGAGUGGGCCUUUGUUCUUGAUGAGGAGAGGGCAAGUAUGCUCCCUACUAUGGCUGCAGGCCUGAACUCCAUCCUGUUCGCCAUCAACAUUGACAACACGGACCUGAAUGGGCAGGUGCGCACAGGCUCAGCCGUGUCUCACCUGCUGAAAGAGGGCACACAGGGCAUGAGCAGCUUGUGGAAGGAGUCGGCACAGGGUGUCAGCACUCUGCUGCGGGAGAUCGGUACGGCCACAGCUGUGGUACCUGGCUUCAGCCCGCGAUCAGACUGUCCCUCGGACCCUCUGCCUGUCCUGCCUCGCAGCACCUCUGCAGACUCCGGUUUGAGGAAGGAGCGCAGACGGAAGAAGAAAAUCACCAACAUCAUCUCGUUCGAUGAUGAUUUGGAUGCGGGAGCGGAGGAUGAAGAGGAUGGCAGUGAGGACGUAGGGAGGAGUGUGAGGAAGAGUGUAACAGGGCGUGUGAGCUCAGAGGAGACUCUGGAGCCCCCCGACUUCCUGCCCAGCCAGAACGGGCUCCCUGAGCCAGAUCACGGCAUCGUCAGCUGGGCUGAAACCCCUCCACAGAAUGGAGUUCUCCCUGACUCCAAAAGCAUUGACAACGAGGAAGAUGAUGAUGAAGAUUUUUACGGAAGGAGCCGGCUAGAGCCACGGGAAGACCCCUUGCCUGGAGAGCAAGUCGUGGUCGGGAGCUUGUCCAGCGUGUCGACAUGGAGCCCCAGACAGAUCAUUACAGAGACUGACAACGACAGCUCUGACGUGCUCAUCCCUGUCACCCCAGCAGAGCCUUACACACGACAAGAUACCGGCUCUGUAGAAAUGAUAGGAUUUCAAGGCCAAGCGGAAAGCUUAAGCUCUGCCACUGACAAUGAAAAAGUGAAAGCUCCAGCACAGUUCAGCAUGGAGCCCAGCCCUCCAACCUCAAAUGCCUCUUUAACCAGUACACUGGCCACCCCUAGCCUGCCUGACUCCAUGACCGUGGUUGAACUACGCCAAGCUAUUGUGGCCAUGAUGAACAGGAAGGAUGAACUGACUGAGCAGAAUACAUCUCUGCGCAGUCUGCUGGAUGGAGAGAUGGAGCACUCUGCUGGGCUGCGGCUCGAGGUGGACAGCCUAAAGAAGAAGCUGGCUGACCUGGAGGAGAGACAUGCUGCCAAAGUCCAGGCUCUCGGCAGAGAAAACGAGGUGCUGAAGGUCCAGCUGAAGAAGUAUGUGGGCGCUGUCCAAAUGCUGAAACGAGAAGGCAACCAGAGCGUCGACUCUCUGCCCAUGCUGAGGAACUGUGAGGCCUCUAUUUCUACACCACAGCACAGGUCUGUAGCUGAUGUGGAGGAGCAAGCGGCCAGCUAUGAACGGAAGCUCAUUGAGGUGGCUGAGAUGCAUGGCGAGCUGAUUGAGUUUAAUGAGAGGCUGUAUCGUUCAUUAAUGGCCAAAGACAACCUGAUUGGCCAGAUGAGGCAAGAGCUCAUUGAUCUGCGAGGCCCGGUGCCCGGGGACCUGAGCCAAACCUCUGAUGAUCCGAGCCUGUCCGACUUUGAGACAGCUCACCGCGCUCUCGUCAACGUAUGGAUCCCUUCUGUGUUCCUGCAAGGCCGAGCUGCCAAUGCCUACCACGUCUACCAGGUGUACAUCAGGAUCUUGGACAACGAGUGGAAUGUGUACCGGCGCUACGCUGAGUUCAGAUCGCUACACAACAACCUCCGCUCCCAGUUCCCCCAAGUCGACACUUUCAGCUUCCCUCCCAAAAAAGCCAUUGGAAACAAGGAUGCCAAGUUUGUGGAGGAGAGAAGGAAGCAGCUGCAGGGUUACCUGCGCAUGGUGAUGAACAAGCUGAUCCAGACACUGCCCGAGUUCACUGCCCGCCCCAGCAAGGAGACACUGCUGCAGCUGCUGCCAUUCUGCCAGGACACUCCAGCUGCCAACGAGAGUGGGAGCAAAUCGAGCCGAUCAAAAGCCUCGUCCCGAUUCCCCCGGCUGGGCCGAAGCUCCGGCCGCGAAGCCCGCAACCCAGAACCCCAGAGCGGCGACCUUUAACCUUUCAUUGGCUAGACUCACAGUGAUGGCGCUAAUGACCUCUGACCUGUGGAUUCUGUGUGAGAUGAUCUGACAGGGUGUGGGAGUGGGGCAGGACGGUGGUCUCAACCCUCCAGACUCGUUAUUAGGACUGAAUUAUGCUGAACUUAGCAACCCUUUUCUAUUAUGGAUUUACACAGAGCCAGCAGCGGAACUAGCUCAGUGCAGGAGGAGCGGGGGUCCGACAGAAGCAGGGUGGGUUUGCAUACUUUUCUGUUCCUCUCUCGGUUUCGUGGUGGAGCUUUCUGUUACUAUGGUGCCUCGUGUUUUAUAGCAGAUGUUGUUUUCAGGAGAAAACAGGAUGUAAUUCUUACAAAAAACAUAAAUCUUUGAUGAAGCCGCACCCAGACGCGGGGCAUCAUCUGGAAAUAACUUGCACAUGGUCCUGUACUCAACUCGACCACAAUUAAAGGGGACACACCUUUUUGUUUUGUUACUAUGUUAUCAUGUUAGGCACAACCAUGUAUUAAAGUGAUGUCUUAAAUGACGGCUCUGUAACCGAGCAAAACCAAUCACCAACACAAUCAUCUUCACUUCUACACAGCUUAACUGUCGCUAAAAUUAUGUAUCAGGAUAGUAGAUUGUAGCUGAAUGUGUGACGAUGGUUUAAAAACAAAAAAAGACUUGAAUAUGCUGCUCAUAGAACUGCAUGGACCUUGCUGAUGAAUUUUGCAGUCUGUGCACUCAUGCCUACAUUUACCCAGGUUGUGGGAGCCCUUUGUGGAAAGGAAAUUUCCAGGAUCCACGCUGUCUUUGAUGACCCCGAAUCUCAUUACACACAGCCAAAUGCACAGCGCACAGUGGGGACUGACUACAGCAAUUAUAUUAGUGGAUGGAGCUCCGCUGAACAGACGAACGCAUCAUAAUUCAAUGUUUAGAACUGAGCACAAUGACAAACCUGUGUAUUCACCAAAUGCAGAUUUCUGUUCAACAUAUUUCCAAAUGACAAAGUUGCUUAUCGACUGUUAACAUGUACAUUAUGAUAAAUGAAAUCAUAGUCAAAGUACCUUGUUGAAAUGCAUUGUAUAUAAUGGCAUUGCCAUUUGCCUAUAUUAGCUUCGUGUCCAUCUGUCGAUACCUGUUGCCAUAACUCAGCAGCUUUAUACUGUGCAUCAGUUUUGCAGCCUUUUGUAAUUCACCACUACUAAGCAGACUGUAUUUGAUGGUUUCUCUUAUCAAGCAGCUUCUGUACCAGGAUGGUUUACCAGUUAACAGCUGUUUCAGAGUGGCAUGGCCGCCAGCCUUAAACCAGUAAAAAGAGCAAAAUCAAUACGUGAAUAAAGAAAUGAAACAAA
This is a messenger RNA of Astyanax mexicanus (Mexican tetra), 4287 nucleotides long. RefSeq names its product sorting nexin 29 (gene snx29). Gene Ontology annotation, molecular function: phosphatidylinositol binding. Bases 479 to 2953 code for a protein of 824 amino acids. NCBI's taxonomy places the organism in Eukaryota, Metazoa, Chordata, Actinopteri, Characiformes, Acestrorhamphidae. The transcript is spliced from 21 exons. The record is from RefSeq and is a predicted model, not a curated record.